Molecule: messenger RNA, 768 nt
Organism: Plenodomus lingam JN3
Lineage: Eukaryota; Fungi; Ascomycota; Dothideomycetes; Pleosporales; Leptosphaeriaceae
Source: RefSeq, a predicted model, not a curated record
AUGUCAACUCUCUGUCUUUCGCCUGUCCCUUGUGGCAUGUCUUAUAGUUUGGAUCGGGGUAGGCUUUGCGGGUCGGUGUGGUUGGAUUGUGGGUUGGAUUGCGGGUUGGGUUUUGGUAUGAGGGAUGGAGGUUCUGGCCCGGACUCUCCGUCCCCUCCCUCGCCUCCACCACCAAGCCCAAGCAAGAGGAGCAUUGGACGAGGAUCCCCCUCUCCAUCCCCUCCACCUUCUGGUCCUCCACCUAGUCCUAGCAGGAGGGAUGGUGGACUAGACUGUCCAGACUCUCCGUCCCCUCCCUCGCCUCCACCACCAAGUCCUAGUAAGAGGGGCAGCGGACGUGGUUCCCACUCUCCGUCUCCUCCGCCUUCUGAUCCUCCACCCAGUCCCAGUAAGCGGGGACCUGAUUCCCCCUCUCCUCCUUCUGCUCCUCCGCCAAGCCCGAGCAAGAGGGACACUGGGUCAGACUCUCCAGACUCUCCAGCCCCGCCGUCUCCUCCGCCUCCCAGCCCAAGCAAUAGAGACUGUGGACUUGAUUCCUCUUCUCCUCCACCACCAAGCCCAAGCAAGAGGAGCAUUGACCGUGAAUCCCCCUCUCCCUCUCCUCCGCCUUCUACCCCACCCCCUACUCCCAGCAAGCGAGCCUCGGGCCCAGCCUCGCCAUCUCCCCCCUCCCCUCCCCCACCCAGCCCCAGCAAACAAGCUUCCACCCCAGACCCCGCGGUCUGCCAAAAAAAGAAGAAAAAAGCCAAUCCCAAACCCUUCACAUGA